CGCACUAUACAUGAUUUCGAUCUGCAUAAUGAGAAAAGUACCUACCAAAAAAUGGCUUAUUUACGCUUCCUCGACUUUCCAAUCACCAUCCGCCAGCAGAUCUACGAAGAGCUGCUAGUCCCAGUCAUCACCAAAGACGCAGAAGAGAAGUAUGCGUACAGCGUAAUAACAACAUCAAUCUUCUACAUCAACCGCGAAAUCCACGCAGAAAGCAGCAACUACUUCUACGCCAAAAACCUUUUCGUCAAUGUCUAUGCAAACAGUCCCCGAGUCUUCUCAGAACUCACCCCUCAAAAAGCCCCCGUCUUCGCAAGAGUCAAGAACAAAGCACUCAUCGCGCAAUGCCCUCACUUCGCCGCAUCCGUGGAGCUGCGCAGCAUCAAGUCGUUAUAUCCUAUUCAGAGCACAUCUUCAUACGUGAUCACAGCCCAAUCGCUCCCACUAUUCUUCGCAGCCCUCGUCGGCCCUAAACUCAAUUCCACCGGCUACGGCUUCGGCGCCUUCACUAACAUCGGCGCGAUCGGAGUCUUCAAAACUACAAACACAUUCUGUUAUACCCCGUCCCGGUUCUCAGACUUGACGUAUGGACGAAUCCUCGAGAUCCCCGUACCGCUACAAUUCAGCGCGUUGCGAUUCCAAGGCUAUAUCUUACCGCGCCACCACGCCGCGUUGAUGAAGUGGUGCGAUACCAGCGAGUUCCCACUCGACACGGCAUAUUUCACAUACGCCAUCAAACGCGUUUUCGAUCUCUGGAAGAUGCGCGAAACCAAGAGCACUUCAGACCAGUUCAUUCGUAGUCUGACCUCCGAAGCCGAAAUCGGGAGGAAUUUCGAUAUCGUGCUUGAUACUUGCGACAUCUACUGGAGCUCGCACGAGUACCGCGUGUUGAACCUCGGGGUGCAAGAUCAAGGAACGAGGUUGGUUCUGCAUAAGUUCCUGCUAAGCACUUCAGAUAUGUUUGUUGAGGAGCUGUUUGAAGUCGCAAAGUAUUACCCGGAUCGCGCACUCGCUUGUUGGACUGAGUCGCGGAGAAUUGUGGAGAAGACUGUCGAGUAUCUCAACUGUGGGGACAGCGGGUAUAGCUUUGAUUCGGCGCAGAGGGACCAAGCUAUUCUUCAGCGUAGGUAUUUGGAGGAGAGGGAUCAGGUGCGUUCGCCUCUGGGGAACAUGGCGGCUGAGAUGUAUCAUCUGGCUCUUAUGCUUUUGGAGAGGCAGGGGCAUUUGGCGCAGAUAUGGUGUAAAACGCCUUUUUGA
This is a messenger RNA of Periconia digitata, 1254 nucleotides long. Lineage: Eukaryota; Fungi; Ascomycota; Dothideomycetes; Pleosporales; Periconiaceae. The record is from the annotation of a GenBank genome assembly.